Molecule: messenger RNA, 1930 nt
Organism: Kogia breviceps (pygmy sperm whale)
Lineage: Eukaryota; Metazoa; Chordata; Mammalia; Artiodactyla; Physeteridae
Source: RefSeq, a predicted model, not a curated record
GUUAAGGAGUUUGGAGUCUUGAGGCCCAUAGGAGGAUUUUGUGAGGGAGUCACAGGGUCCAGUUUAUAUCCUGAAAGGAUUCUUGUAUCAGUUACCCGUGCUUUGUAACAAAUUACCCCAUACUUAGUAGCUUUAAAGAACAGUAAACACUACUUCCCACAGUUUCUGUGGGCCAGAGAUCUGGGCCUGGUUUAGCCAGGUGGUUUUGGCUCUCAUCUCUUGUGACGUUGCAGGGCAGACACCGGCUGGGGCUGCGUCAUCCGAAGGCGGGCGAGGCUGCUCUCAACCCGCUGCUCUCACCUGGCUGUUGGUGGGAGGCCUCAUUCCCUGCCACAUGGGCCCCUACAUACGGCUGGUUGAGCCUCCUCACAAUAUGGCUGCUGGCUUCCGCUAAAGCCAGCAAGGAGGAAGCCACAGUGUCUCUUAUGACCCUCAGAAGUCACACUGCCAUUUCUCCCAUAUCCUGUUAUUCACCCAGGUUCUUGAGCCCACGAGUCCCCUGGUUUAGCCCAAGCCCAGCGGCAGCGCCAUGGUGACGGAGCAGGAGGUAGAGGGGUUGGGGCAGAUGCUGGUGGACCCCCAGAAGCCCCUGCAGGCCCGCUUCCGGGCGUUGUUCACACUGCGCGGGCUCGGGGGUCCAGCAGCCAUCUCCUGGAUCAGCCGGGCCUUCAGCGACGACUCGGCCCUGCUCAAGCACGAGCUGGCCUACUGCCUGGGUCAGAUGCAGGACUCGCGGGCCAUCCCCAUGCUGGUGGACGUGCUUCGUGACACCCGCCAGGAGCCCAUGGUGCGCCACGAGGCAGGGGAGGCCCUCGGGGCCAUUGGGAACCCAGAGGUGCUGGAGAUCCUGAAGCAGUACUCCACUGACCCUGUCAUCGAGGUGGCAGAGACGUGCCAGCUGGCCGUCCGGCGGCUGGAGUGGCUGCAGCAGCACGGCGGGGAGCCGGUGGCUCGGGGGCCCUACCUCUCCGUGGACCCGGCCCCAUCCGCCGAGGAGCGCGACGUGGGGCGGCUGCGGGCGGCGCUGCUGGAUGAGGCCCGGCCGCUCUUUGACCGAUACCGAGCCAUGUUCGCCCUGCGCGACGCUGGCGGGGAGGAGGCUGCCCUGGCGCUGGCCGAGGGCCUGCGCUGCGGCAGCGCCCUCUUCCGCCACGAGAUCGGCUACGUCCUGGGCCAGCUGCAGCACGAGGCGGCCGUGCCCCAGCUGGCGGCGGCCCUGGCGCGACCCACCGAGAACCCCAUGGUGCGGCACGAGUGCGCGGAGGCCCUGGGGGCCAUCGCCCGGCCCGCCUGCCUGGCCGCCCUGCGGGCCCACGCGGCAGACCCCGAGCGCGUGGUGAGGGAGAGCUGCGAGGUGGCCCUGGACAUGUACGAGUAUGAGACGGGGCCGGCCUUCCAGUACGCGGACGGGCUGGAGCACCUGCGCCCACCCCCCUCCUAGAGCCGCGCCCGGCUGUCUCCCUCGAGGACUCUGCCCAUAAACCGUGUUGGAAUGAAUUGCAUCUCGCUUCCCUGUCUCCCAGCCGCUUUCGCAUCUUGAACCCCCGAGUGGACUGCAGGCUCCCCGGGGCCAGGCUGAAGUCUCUUCUCUGCCCCUCUGAGUGCAGGGCUGCAGUGUUGGCGUGGGAGGGGUAUCUAGGGGGUCCGGGGACAGGGCUGUGCUCUGGGGGGUUGGGGUGCUGUGGUCCAGCUUCUCUAGGAAUGAGGGGGUGCAGGGAAAGGUGCUGUGGGCAAACCCGUCCCCGUCGGGCCUGGGCACGGUCUGGGGGGCGUCAGAGAGCUGUCCUUGGGGUGGGCAGGUGGUCCCUGGGUGGGAUGGCCUGGGCUGGAGCUCAGGGAGGGACAAGCAGGUCCCAGGACAUUCCCCAAGUGGACUAUUAAAUUAUUUUUGCCAAGAGAUGAGUCUCAGAGUGUGUUGGAGGGGCCUCUG